AGGAACUCCAACAGCAAAAACGACCGGAGGAAUCGCAAGUUCAAGGAGGCCGAACGGCUCUUCAGCAAGUCCUCGGUCACCUCGGCAGCGGCGGUCAGUGCAUUAGCUGGAGUUCAGGACCAGCUCAUUGAGAAGCGGGAGCCAGGCAGUGGCACGGAAAGUGACACUUCUCCAGACUUUCACAAUCAGGAGAAUGAGCCCAACCAGGAGGACGCUGAAGAGCUGGAUGGGUCUGUGCAGGGGGUAAAACCCCAGAAAGCUGCUUCCUCUACUUCUUCUGGGAGCCACCACAGCAGCCACAAAAAACGGAAGAACAAAAAUCGACACAGCCCGUCUGGCAUGUUUGAUUAUGACUUUGAGAUUGAUCUCAAGUUAAACAAAAAGCCAAGAGCC
Leptosomus discolor (cuckoo roller) is the source of this 393-nucleotide messenger RNA. Lineage: Eukaryota; Metazoa; Chordata; Aves; Leptosomiformes; Leptosomidae. The record is from RefSeq and is a predicted model, not a curated record.